UAUAUUAGAGAGAACAACUGUAUUGUAUUCAGUUGAGUGGCAAACCCGGAAGGUUAUGGGACCGAGUAACAUUCUGGUCUGGUUAAGAGUUACAAUCACGAUUUGCAACGAAACAUUUUGUAAAAGGAUGAUGUGAAUAUUCUGAUCUACGACAAUGUUGGACAUUACUAGUGAAACAAAUUGUACAUAUGUGUUGACGUCGUGAGUUGAACAACACGGGUCGGAUGAGCGCUUUCCUGCUACUGAUCAUUGUCACAUUCAUUAAACUUCAUCUUCUGUACCGGAAUUCCAGAAAGAAAAACCAAGUGAGACACGUUUAUAGCUACUGCUACCUCCACCUUAGCUUGGACUGCCUAUUGAACAAUGAGGCUUGGAUCUCACUCUUUCUUCUGUGUUUUUCUUUUAGUUGCCUGAGUGCUUUCAUGCCUAAAGCAGUUGCUGAAGCAGUUCCAGCACACUUCAGGACAAUGAUACAAAUAUUGAGAAACAACAAUUUCAGCACAUUUUAUAAUUCUAAAACUGCUUUGUACACUCCAGAAAUUCCUGAAAAUGAAAUCUGUUACAAUGCCUCGCUGAAUUGCUUUUUUUUGGAGAUGCGUGUUUUUUUUUUUGAACAUGAAGAAAACCCACUUUCAAUUCUGGAAGAUUAUAUAACAGAAAUUAAACCAGUGGUUCAUGGAGGCUGCAAAGAGUGUGAAGAAUUUACAGAAAGAAAUUGUGAAACUUUUCUUAAUGAGUUUAUGUCAUUUCUGCAAUUUCUGCAAUUACAGAAAAAAAAGUAAAACCUAAGUCAUUUUGAACGACCUGUAUUUAUUGAUAAAGUGUGAAACUAAAGAUUGUUUUGUUAUUGUACAUAGCCUUGUAAAUGCUUUACUACACACCUUUAAACACUCUCUGAACAUCACUUACAAAAACAUUUUAAUAUCUGUGUUACAUUUUAACACCUUUUUGUGCAGAGCUUUUGAAAUUGGGAUUGUGGUGUAAAAAAUCAACAAAAUCCAUCACUUAAAUAUCAUUUAUCUUGUUUGAAUGCCCAGUAACCAGAUAAAAGCCCAUUUGAUUCACUGUCAGAGAGUGGAGACAUAAUGCAAUACUAUAUGAAGAAUUGUUUAACCUUUCAUUUUUCACCUUCUUUUCGAAUGAUAUCACAACUGAGGGAAUUGUGUCCCAUAAUUAAUUGUAUACACAUGCUUGCUGUACUUUUAUUUGAAAAACUACAUAUAACAUAAUUCAUCCAUGGCUCCUGAAUAGCAUGCUCUAACAGAAUAAGUAAACUUUCAGUUCAAUAGUAAAAGAACAUGACAAAGUGGAGGCUCAAACUUCUUGUUUGUUUGUGGUUUUGUCCAUGGUAGAAAUGUAGACCUGUGUAUGCACAGUGAGUAAAAUACGCUACUUUUGACAUACCACUGUAAAUAUUUGUACAUAUGUUUCAAAACUAUAAUAUGUAGUAUUUUGUAUACACGAAGGGCAGCUACUAUAUUAUGUCUGUAUAAUAAAACUGAUGAUC
Acipenser ruthenus (sterlet) is the source of this 1507-nucleotide messenger RNA. RefSeq names its product interleukin-15-like. Gene Ontology annotation, cellular component: extracellular region. NCBI's taxonomy places the organism in Eukaryota, Metazoa, Chordata, Actinopteri, Acipenseriformes, Acipenseridae. Bases 225 to 782 code for a protein of 185 amino acids. The record is from RefSeq and is a predicted model, not a curated record. Gene Ontology annotation, biological process: immune response; positive regulation of cytokine production; neutrophil activation. Gene Ontology annotation, molecular function: cytokine activity; cytokine receptor binding. The transcript is spliced from 6 exons.